UAACCUUCUGUAACUUAUUGUUAGUUCCCAUGCAAAUCCUUUGAGUGCUCUUUGUUUUACGGAAAAAAUCUCCCAGGUAUUUCAUUAUAUUUAAUAAUUAUUCGACUGUAGUAUUCAAAAUUAGUCAACUCUAACCAGGAAAGCCAUAGCAUGGGUGCCGUUUUGGGCUUGUUUUCGGCAGCACAGCUUGCCUGUUGCUGCACCGGAACGGCGUGCUCGCUUUGCUGCUCACUAUGUCCGUCCUCACUGAAAUCCAAUUCAACGGCUACCAGGUUCAUGUACGCUUUGAUGUUGCUACUUGGCGCCAUUGUGGGAGCGAUCAUGUUAACACCCGGUUUACAGGACUUUCUCAGGAAAGUACCGUUCUGUGCAAACUCAACGUCCAGCGCUAGCAACCUUAUCCCAUCGGCUGAAACCAUCGAUUGUAGCUCUGCUGUCGGAUACUUAGCUGUUUACCGCAUCUGUUUUGCACUAUGUUGCUUUUUCGCAUUAUGGGCAAUCAUGAUGGUAGGAGUGCGUUCCUCAAAAGAUUCUCGAGCCGCUCUUCAAAAUGGUUUCUGGGGCAUUAAGUUCUUAAUUGUAACAGCUAUCUCAAUCGGAGCAUUUUUCAUCCCGGAGACUGGAUUCGGUCCAGCCUGGAUGUGGGUUGGCUUGUUUGGAGGAUUUGCUUUUAUUCUGGUACAGCUGGUAUACAUUGUUGACUUUGCUCACAACUGGGCUGAAGCUUGGGUCAGUAACUACGAAGAGGAGGAAUCCCGUGGCUGGUUUGCGGCUCUUUGUUGUGUCACUGGAUUACAGUACGCCUUGUCGCUGACCGGCAUCGCCUUGCUGUACGUCUAUUUCACCCAAGCCGAUGAUUGCUCGCUGAACAAAUUCUUCAUCACCAUCAAUAUGCUUCUUUGUCUGGCCGUGAGCAUCUUGUCUAUUUGGCCAAAGGUUCAGGAGUACGCCCCCAAAUCCGGAUUACUACAGAGCUCUAUGGUUUCUCUUUACACAAUAUAUUUAACUUGGUCUGCUGUAGCCAACAAUCCGGACGCUGAGUGCAAUCCUGGCUUUCUUGGCAUUAUCGGAGAUGCGAAGAAGAACAAUGUACACUUCGACAAGACAAGCAUCAUUGGACUGAUUAUCUGGAUGCUAUGCAUUCUGUACUCGUCGUUACGAUCGGCCAAUAAUGUUUCCCGUCUUUCGGAUCCGGAAAAGCAAGAUGAAAUGAAUUUAGCAGUUCUAUCAGCUACCCUCAGCGAUGAUGGUUCAUCUACAGGUGGUCGCGGCGAAGGAAACGAAGUGCGCGACAACGAAGAGGAAGCCGUUGCGUAUUCGUGGUCUUUGUUCCAUGUGGUCUUUUUCACCGCCACGCUUUACGUAAUGAUGACGCUUACCAAUUGGUAUCAGCCUAACUCAUCGUUGGAGACGCUGAAUGCAAAUGCCGCUUCCAUGUGGGUCAAGAUCAUUUCUAGCUGGUGCUGCGUCGGAUUGUACGCUUGGACCUUGGUCGCCCCAAUGGUUCUGACAGAUCGUGAAUUCAACUAAAUGCUAUUUAUAGGGUAAUAUGAUUACCGUAGUUGAUAAUCUCAUAAUGUAUCUUUGAACUACUAGCUGUUUGAUUAGGGAUCGAUACACAUUUAAAUGGUUCAACUUAAAUCUUCCCUGCAAUUUGAAGAAUGAGAAUCACGUGAUGGGUGAAGAAAAGAAGCUAGUAAAAAUGAAAGAAAACUUUUUGUCAACUAACGAACGAACGGUAGCUUAAAUUAUCUUUAUUUUAUUGAACAAGCUAUACUAGCUGUAUACAAUUAUUCACAACAUACUCUCAACUUGUAACACGUAAAUAAUAUUCCAAAAGUUCAAGGAAAUAAACAUUUAUCCUUCUUUCAAAA
This is a messenger RNA of Uranotaenia lowii, 1874 nucleotides long. It is a transcript of the gene TMS1, whose product is annotated as serine incorporator 1. The transcript is spliced from 5 exons. Gene Ontology annotation, cellular component: membrane. Bases 151 to 1530 code for a protein of 459 amino acids. Lineage: Eukaryota; Metazoa; Arthropoda; Insecta; Diptera; Culicidae. The record is from RefSeq and is a predicted model, not a curated record.